Hibiscus syriacus is the source of this 1128-nucleotide messenger RNA. Its product is annotated as dehydrogenase/reductase SDR family member 12. The record is from RefSeq and is a predicted model, not a curated record. NCBI's taxonomy places the organism in Eukaryota, Viridiplantae, Streptophyta, Magnoliopsida, Malvales, Malvaceae. The transcript has 10 exons. Bases 50 to 1081 code for a protein of 343 amino acids.
AACGCGGCAAAUAUACCUUGCUCUUCACUUUAAGAACUUGAAGAAAGACAUGAAGAGUGCAACUUUGCACUUUGAAUUUCAUAUACCCAUUACAGCACUAGCCAUGUUCCUUCUCAAGACUUGGAGGGCAUCUGCAUUUGGAGUUUAUGGUUACUUGAAUUUCACCAGAAAUGGGUUCUUGGAAAACUCCAAGAAAUUCAAACCUGAAGAUAUGGAAAUACGAUUAGACGGGAAGAACUGCGUGGUCACAGGAGCAAAUUCUGGCAUUGGUUUUGCAACUGCUGAGGGUCUUGCAUCACGUGGAGCAACUGUCUAUAUGGUGUGCCGUAACAUGGAGAGGGGAGAAACUGCUCUUUCUAAAAUUCAGUCUUCGACAGGCAAUCCGAAUCUUCAUUUGGAAGUAUGCGAUAUUUCGUCCAUCAGCGAGAUCAAGUCGUUUGCAUCCAGAUUCUCUUCAAAGGAUGUUCCAGUUCAUGUUCUUGUCAACAAUGCUGGAUUGAUGGAACACAAACGAGUCACGACAUCUGAAGGAUUUGAGUUGAACUUUGCUGUGAAUGUAUUGGGUACUUAUGCCAUAACAGAAUUAAUGUUGCCUUUGCUGGAGAAAGCUUCACUUGAUGCUCGUGUCAUAAUGGUUUCAUCUGGUGGAAUGUAUUCUUCUCCCUUGACCAGUGAUCUACAGUUUAGCAAUGGAAAAUUUGAUGGGGUAGAACAAUACGCUAGAAACAAGCGAGUUCAGGUAGCACAAACUGAAAAGUGGGCUGAGAUGUACAAGAACAAAGGAAUAGAUUUUUACUCGAUGCAUCCAGGUUGGGCCGAGACACCUGGAGUAGCUACAAGUUUACCUGAUUUUAACAAAUGGUUGUCGGGAAAGCUCAGAACUAGUGGAGAAGGUGCAGACACAGUUAUAUGGUUGGCGUUGCAGCCUAAAGAGAAGCUGGUAUCUGGUGGUUUCUACUUUGAUAGAGCAGAAGCACCAAAACACUUGAACUUUGCAGGUACAAGCCAGUCUCAUGGAAAAAUAGACUCCAUUUUCGAUACUCUUCGUUCCAUGUUAGUCUCGCAUGAUUCGAAAAAAUAGCUCCCAAAGUGACACUGAAUGGUAAUCGAGGAAUCUGCUUUGCUGUC